GGGCAGCAGUCAGCGAGUGUGGAGUCUGCAGAGGCCUGGCCACAGCACAGCCCUGAGCCUCGGUCCCCCGAAGCCACCUCGGGGUGACUGACCAUAGACUGACUUACGGGAGGGGACCCUGGCCUCAGUGUCGGCCAAAGAACCAUGCAGUCACCGAAGAACAGAAUUCCACCCACAGAUGCACCCAGGUCCCCAGCCCCACAGCCUUGGGGAGCAGGGCUUCUGUCCGUUGGGGUCACUCCCGUGUGCCCGGCGCUGAGACCCGGGAGGUGCCGGACAUGCGUUUGCAAAGGGAUGACUUUACCCGGCGGGGGGCACCUGUGUGCAGAGGAGCCUGCCGUCAAGUGCUGCUCAGAUGCCGCCUCACCUGGUGCCUGUGACGGACGGGGCACCGCAUCCUGGCUGGUGGAGGAGCCCGGGGCUCAGAGUGUAAGCUGACCCCGACUGGCCAGGCUGCCCCGCCGGAGACCCAGCCCAGGCCAAGGGGCCACAGGCUGCCGGUUCCCAAGGCUCCGUCUGCAUCCCUCUCUGAGCAGGGCACCCCGUGCCCCGCUGCGUCCCAAGGACUCCUCAGGCAUGCUCUCAGGGUCACUCCAACACCAAAGCAAGUACCUCCCUGUUCACCCUCCCCCGGGCCCCUCCCAGGGGAGCCCUGAGCAAACAGAAGGGCCAGCCUUCAGUCCGCACUGGCCGCACGUCGAGGUGGGGCCCCGGGAGGGCAGAGCUGUGGGUGUGAGGCGUAGGAGGGGAGCCUCCUGUAAAAUGGGGCGAGCCCUGAGGCCCCCGCAGCCACUGGACGGCGGGCCAGGGCUGCGCAAGCACGUCCUCGCUUCCUGGCACGAAACGGCCCAGGCCCACCUCCCACUUUCUCUCCCCAAACCCGGAUCAGCCACUUCUCCAAGGACACGGUGUGAGCAAAGACACCCCUGCCUGUUCUGCUGGCGCUCGCGAGGGUGUGGGGACGUCCCCAGAGGCCACGUGGCACAUCCACGUGUGACGAGCCUUCCGAGCUCCAGCUGCGUCCCUGCACGGCUGGCCUUUCUGCGCGGAUGCCAACUAGCAUGACACGCACCUCGGAGCGACUGCGGGGUGGCGGUGACCGUCCCACGUCUCCCAGGAAGCCAGACAGAAAAAGAUCUGCACUCCCCGCUCUUUUCACAAAGGUUUUCUUUUUGAAAAAGAGUUGUUUUUCAUAAAGCAUUGCUAUUUAUGUUCAUGUGCAGUAGGUUUAGUUUUGUUAUUUCUAAGUGAAUUGAUAAGUAUUCCAAGCAUUUCCAUUAGGAUCUCAAACACGGUGAGAUCGAUGGAUGUCACCCACACAAACAGAAGCUCCUUGUGGGUCUCAGUGACUGUUCAGAGUGUAAGCGGUCCCGAGAUCACAGUGUGUGAGAACCGCUGCGUUGGGCUCUGCCGGGAGCCUGAGGACCCGCAGUCUGGACGCGGUGCUCACGGCCGCUUCCCGGCCGUCGUGUUGUUUACUUGGAAUGCGGUUCGCUCACUUGCUUUGUCUGCGUUCUAUUCUUGUGGGUUCUGUUUAUUUUUCUCUCUUUUUUGGAAUGUGUAAAACAUUAACGCGGUUUCAAAACUCCGAAUGCUUCCUUUUAAGCUUUAAAGCUCCCUGGGCGGUUCUUACAAGCCAGACCACCCCACUGUCCUUGUCCUUCCCGGCUCCCAGGCCCCGUGAUGAGGGUUCUGGAAAUGUUCUCCUGACAGGGAGCAGAGAUAAGAAUCCGCUGGCAUCUUCUUCCGUAUGCCAGGCAUCCUUGGAGCUCUUCCCCAUGCAGGGAAGUUGGGGGGCCCGGGGUCACCUCCUGGCCCUUGGGGAAGGCGGCCUCAUGGCUUGGACUCCCCUCGGGGGGACGGUCCAGAUGCCCUGGCCACGGCGUGGACAGCGUGGCUCCCCCAUGCAGCUCUGCACGCGGGAAGAAGGCAGCUGUGUCCGCUGAACCCAGGACCCCUGCUUCCCCGCCCGCCCCCAGCACUCGGACAGACGGACAGAUGUCAGGCCUGACUGUGGCCCCCACGUCCCAACCUGCCCUGCAGGCAGUGCACGCUGGCGGCCCUGGCCCAGCUCUCUUCCCAGCUGCUGGCUUUGGCACCCCCUCCGGGGAGACACCAGGGAGGGCCUGAUGGGAAAGGAGAGAACUGGGGGGAGAGGGGGGGCGGGAGGAAAAGACAAAGGAAGGGGUGCGGCGAGUGGCCGGCGCCCGAGGGAGGAGUGACCUCAGCGCUGAAGCAGCAUCUGCUCGCGUCAGAGCAGGCGGGCGGCCAGGCCAGCUCCAGCACUGAGGUCCCUUUCUCUCCCUCUCCCCGCGUCCUAUCUGCCGCUCCUCUCCGGCGGCCACGGUGGCGGACCUGGGGCCUCAUUGGCCGGCCGGGUGCCGCGUCUGCAGCAUAAAUUGGAGCUCUGGGCUCUUGCUGGGACUCUUGCUCGGCUGCCCACAGCCUCCAGUCGCUCUUGCUGGGUGAUGGGAACCCCGAGUCCGGCUGCCCCCUGGGGCGGAGCCCUCUGGGCCCUCCUCCUGGCCACACUUGGCUGCUCGGCCGGCCAGCCGCUGGGGGGAGAGUCCAUGUGCACGGCCCAGCCCCUGGCCAAGUACAGCAUCACCUUCACGGGCAAGUGGAGCCAGGCAUCCUUCCCCAAGCAGUACCCGCUGUUCCGCCCACCCGCGCAGUGGUCAUCCCUGCUGGGGGCAGCGCACAGCCCCGACUACAGCCUGUGGAGGAAGGGCCAGUAUGUGAGCAAUGGGCUGAGGGACUUCGCGGAGCGCAGCGAGGCCUGGGCACUGAUGCGGGAGAUGGAAGCUGCCGGGGAGAAGCUGCAGAGCGUGCAUGGCGUGUUCUCGGCCCCAGCCGUGCCCAGCGGCACCGGGCAGACGUCCGCGGAGUUUGAGGCCCACUCCAGGCACUCGCUCGUGUCCUUCGUGGUCCGCAUCGUCCCCAGCCCCGACUGGUUCGUGGGCAUCGACAGCCUGGACCUGUGUGACGGGGGCCGCUGGAGGGAGCAGGUGGUGGUGGACCUCCACCCUUACGAUGCCGGGACCGACAGCGGCUUCACCUUCUCAUCCCCCAAGUUCGCGACCGUCCCGCAGGACACGGUGACCGAGAUCACGGCCUCCUCUCCCAGCCACCCCGCGAACUCCUUCUACUACCCGCGGCUUAAGUCUUUGCCUCCCAUCGCUACGGUGACCCUGGCGCGGCUCCCGCACAGCCCCAGGGCCUUCCCGCCCGCCCCGGGCUUCGGGGGCGGGGGCAACGAGGUCGCCGACAGCCUGCCAGCUCCGGAGACGCCGCUGGACUGCGAGGUGUCGCUGUGGUCGUCCUGGGGGCUGUGCGCAGGCCCGUGCGGGCGGCCCGGGGCCAAGAGCAGGACGCGCUACGUCCGUGCGCGGCCCGCCAACCACGGGGCGCCCUGCCCGGGGCUGGAGGAGGAGGCCCCGUGCGUCCCCGACAACUGCGUCUGACGCCGGGGCCUCCGAGCCCCCUGAGCCCCGCCGCCGGCGACCUCCGCGCAGAGACUGGCACCUGGCCCGGCGGCCGCGCUGCACGAGAGGCACACCCCGGCCGUGAAAUACCUCAGACCUGGUCGCCAGGCAGCCGCCCGGGGCCGCCGGCUCGCCGGCGCGAGACCAACACCUGCCUCCUCGCGUUCCCAUCCCAGCUCUUGAAUAAAGACCAGCAGGAGACCU
This is a messenger RNA of Aethalodelphis obliquidens (Pacific white-sided dolphin), 3689 nucleotides long. RefSeq names its product spondin 2 (gene SPON2). The transcript has 6 exons. Bases 2469 to 3464 code for a protein of 331 amino acids. NCBI's taxonomy places the organism in Eukaryota, Metazoa, Chordata, Mammalia, Artiodactyla, Delphinidae. Gene Ontology annotation, biological process: cell adhesion. The record is from RefSeq and is a predicted model, not a curated record. Gene Ontology annotation, cellular component: extracellular matrix.